This is a messenger RNA of Melampsora larici-populina 98AG31, 744 nucleotides long. RefSeq lists its product as uncharacterized. Gene Ontology annotation, biological process: regulation of transcription by RNA polymerase II. The transcript has 4 exons. Lineage: Eukaryota; Fungi; Basidiomycota; Pucciniomycetes; Pucciniales; Melampsoraceae. Bases 1 to 744 code for a protein of 247 amino acids. Gene Ontology annotation, molecular function: DNA-binding transcription factor activity; RNA polymerase II cis-regulatory region sequence-specific DNA binding. The record is from RefSeq and is a predicted model, not a curated record.
AUGACCGACUCAGGUUCAUCUCCAUUUGACUUCCUACAAGGCUACACUACCUACGCUUCACCGCCAGAUCCCUCGCAAUUGGCAAUGCCGGUGCCUGUGCUUGGUUAUCAAGAUUUUGAUCUCGAUCUUGAAUCAUUGCUCCCGGCGCUACUACCUUCUACGUCUUUCUUCGAGACGCCUUGCCCUCGAGAUUUUGGAACGUUGAUUAGUUCAUCAUUUCCACAAGAUUAUUCGCUACCUCCUGUGGAUUUUCAAUCACUUCUUCCACCUCAACAACCGAUAUCAAAAUCUACACCGCCAAUUGAGCCAUGCCAGGCUUCUCAGCUCAACCUCCCUUUCACAUAUGGGCUUCCAACAUAUGUGAAUACGCAACUAACACCGCCGCCCGGCCCUCCGCCGCCUACCUUCACACCUGGCCUGCACUAUGAAAACUUCGAGCCAAUGGCCGGACAAGCAUACAGGAGGGAGAGCAUGAAACGAUCAGCAGAGUCGGAACUGAUUAGACCUGCAAAGAAAACAAAUACGAAAGCUCAAGGACCGUCUGGCUCGUACUUCUGGUAUGAUGAUCACAGUACCUGUAAGAUCUGCGGGCGAGAGUUUGCGAGACAAGCUAGUCUGUCACAACAUCAAACUGUGGCACAUGACGGUGUAAGGCCAUUUGCAUGCGAAUUCCAUUCCUGUUCCAAACGAUUCACGACUAGUUCAAAUGCGAAAAGACAUACAAAAACACAUUACAACCGUUGA